CUGGAGAGGAGAGAAAGAGGUCCAGGUUUGAGUUUUUUUUUUUUUUGCCACAUUGCCCAACAUUGCCGUCAGGAAUCCACAGUUUAAGUGAAGGAGUGCUGUGUGAGGGAACGUCGGGCUGCUGGCCGUGAAAGGUCCAUACGUGUUGAGCCAGAGACUCUGAGCGCCAGUACAGAGGAUGGCAGCCCGGAUGUUGGCGGUGUUGUGUGUUCUAGCUACUCUGUCUUGCCAGGUGUUGGGCUCAACAGAAACCCUCCAUAACAAGGACGAGCUCAGACCACAGGUGCUCUUCCCAUGGAGAGGGCGGCGUGGGGGUGUGGUCAGGGUGAAAAGGGACUGGAUCAUUCCUCCAAUCAGGGUGCUGGAGAAUAGCAAGCAGAUACCUGAAGAUCUGGUGCAGAUCAAAUCGGACAAAAUAUUUACAGGCGAGGUCAUCUACAAGUUGGAGGGACCCGGGGUGGACCAGGAACCCAAGAACCUGUUUGAAAUCGAUGACAAAAGCGGGGUGAUCCGGAGCAAGAAGCCGCUGGACAGGGAGCGAUACAACAGCUUCACGUUGAAAGCCUUUGCCUUGUCCCCCAGCGGGGAGAGAUUGGAGAACCCUACCACCAUCGAGAUAGUGGUGUUGGACCAGAAUGACAACAAACCCGUCUUCACCCAGAACCAGUUUACUGGCACGGUCACCGAGUUCUCGGUUCCAGGCACAUCCGUGAUGUCCAUAUCAGCUACUGACGCCGAUGAUCCGAUGACAGACAACGCUGCUCUGAGCUACUCCAUCGUCGGCCAGGAGAGCAUACCUGCCUCCGCGGUGACCAAGACUAUGUUCGGUAUCAACAACCAAACGGGGGCCAUCUACACGAGGGACGUAGGCCUCGACAGAGAGGUGGUGAAAAGUUUCAAACUGAGACUUCGGGUCGCCGACAUGUCGGGCAUGGGUCUGACAACCGAGGGUGUGGCCAUCAUCCACGUAACUGAUAUCAACAACCACGCCCCACAGUUUGACCCCCGCAUGUACAGCAUGUCGGCGGUGGAAAACAGGAGGGACUACGAGAUCGGACGGGUGAACGUGACAGACAGAGACGACCCCGGGACAGGAAACUGGGAGGCCAAAUACGCAGUUACCAAGGGCGACCCCAACGGCAACUUCGCCGUCAGCACGGACCCCGUCACCAACCAGGGCGUUGUGACGGUGGUGAAGCCUCUGGAUUAUGAGGCCCAGCCCGAGUAUAACCUGGUUCUGACGGUGGAGAAUCUCAAUGCCCUGAGCGUCAAAGCUCACAGUUAUCCAGCCAGCAGCGCCACGGUGGUCGUGACCGUAAUGAAUGAAAACGAGGCUCCGCGCUUCAGGGAGGACCCCAUACAGAUAGUGGUCCCAGAGUCGGUGGUCCCCGGCACGGUGCUGAAAACUAACCUGGCGUACGACCCCGAUUACUCUGAGCUGAGAUAUGAGAUCAGUACAGAUCCUGAGAGGUGGCUGGAAAUAAACAGAGAAACGGGGGAAAUCACCGCCAGGAGGACCUUCAACAUGCGAUCCCCCCACGUUAAAAAAAAUAUCUACACUGCUGCCAUCAAAGCCAUAGAUGCUGACGGCUCAUCAACUGUCGCCACUCUGCUCAUCACGCUGAGGGAGACCAACGACUUCCCCCCUCAGCUGACCCCCCUGAGCGGCACCAUGUGCAGCCAUGCCACCCAGAGGAAUUCCGGCCUGGUGCUCACGGCCGUGGAUGAAGACCUGUCUCCACACGCACAGCCCUUCACGUUCGAUUUGCCAGAUGAUCUGUCGGUCAACUGGACCAUUAUACAAGUCAACGCCACCCACGCGAUGCUUCAGUCCCUGGUGGAGCUGGAGACGGGCGAAUACGCCGUGUCCGUGUUGGUGUCAGACUCUGGCAGACCCACCCUAAGCGCCUACGCUCAGGUCAACGUCACCGUGUGCCGCUGCGACUCCUUCGGAGACUGUCGGUCAGAGAUGGGGGCCAUCUUUGGCUCUAGUGUGGGGAUCAACUUCCUCGCCCUGAUCAUCAUCAUGGCCAGCAUCGCCCUGCUACUGCUGAUGCUUCUUCUCGCUGUGGCGGUGACCAACUGCAGCAGACGGCACCAUAUAAAGAAAGGAACGGGUCUGCUUGUGGGGGAAUCUGAUGACGACAUACGGGACAACGUCUUCAACUAUGACGAGCAGGGAGGAGGGGAGGAGGACGAGAAUGCCUUUAGCAUUGACCUGCUGUGGAACCCCGGUGACGCCCCUCCAACCCCUGGGUCCUUCUGUCUAGGUGGGCCCCGGGGCAAACAGCCCCUCAGGAAGGACGCGCCGCACAACCUACCCUCGCCCACCUACCCCCGCAGGCCCCCAGCAGACCCCACUGACAUAGAGGACUUCAUCAAUGACGGCCUGGAGGCUGCAGACAACGACCCCAAUGUGCCUCCAUACGACACAGCCCUGAUCUACGACUAUGAGGGAGAGGGCUCGGUGGCGGGCAGCCUCAGCUCCAUUGCUUCAUGCAGCUCGGAUGAAGAACAGGACUACGACUACCUGAAUGACUGGGGACCACGCUUCCAGAAACUGGCCAACCUGUACGGUCCGCGCUAGGAUGGGCAGCAGCAACCUUUGUCACACGGGUGACUUAACACAGGGACACAGAUUACACCUUUGCCAGGGAUUAUGACAUAAUCUGGACACUUUUAAAUCCGGGACUAGAUUUGGAACGUGCUAAAGGAAAAUGCCGUGGGAAGCCCCAGGUCCUGGAUCUGAUGUAGGGUCAUUAAUCAUAACUGUGAACCAAUAUUGGCAAAUUUUGCAAAGUUUCAUGACAGGUUGUGUAGACAGGGGGGAGCAAGAGACGUGAAAGAGGGAAUUGGCUGUUAAACGAGGAGAAAGGCAGGAAGUUGAGCGUGAAGAGAGGGAAAUGGGAUUUAUGUUGAACCGUGUGCCAAGGUCUGGUAAUCGUUCAACAUCUGACUCAGAUUCAGUCAUAUAUAUAUAUAUAUAUAUAUAUAUAUGACCUAAAAAACUUGAGAUUUGAAAACCUUUCAAUUGUACGUUUUUCUUUUUUUUUAUAUAAGUGAUUUUGUAAAAUAUAUUUGCUAUGAUAAUAAUUUUGUUUUUAAGCAUAUUUAUCCAUUUUCAAAACAGGUCCUCCAUUCCAGCAUCUGUUACCUAUUCUCCGUGGAGGUGUCACAUUCAGUACAACGCUCAACCCGUACACACACACACGUACACACAAAUUGUACCACGCUGCAACUCAUGUGAUAGUUAGGAUGUAAAGGCUUUGGUUUGACGUUUUAAAUAUUUUCAUUGCGUUGAGGAUUUACUGUUUUCCAGUGAAUAAAUGUAAAUCUCUUGUUUGUACUGUU
This is a messenger RNA of Lampris incognitus (smalleye Pacific opah), 3351 nucleotides long. RefSeq names its product cadherin 15, type 1, M-cadherin (myotubule) (gene cdh15). NCBI's taxonomy places the organism in Eukaryota, Metazoa, Chordata, Actinopteri, Lampriformes, Lampridae. Gene Ontology annotation, biological process: calcium-dependent cell-cell adhesion; homophilic cell-cell adhesion; cell morphogenesis. The record is from RefSeq and is a predicted model, not a curated record. Gene Ontology annotation, molecular function: cadherin binding; calcium ion binding. Gene Ontology annotation, cellular component: adherens junction; catenin complex; plasma membrane. The coding region runs from base 179 to 2587 and encodes 802 amino acids. The transcript is spliced from 14 exons.